AUGUUAAAACUAGGAAUUUAUUUGUCCGUCGCGCUUUUUGCCUGUACUCUAUUUGUGGUCCAGGCUAAAUCCUUGCAAGAUGACAACAAGGAGAGACUAAAAAGGAUAGAGGAUCAGCAGGCGGAUAUCCAUCAAUCAGAAUUGGGCACUUAUUCCGAAUUUUCCACAAAGGCCUCCUGGCCGAAUUUUAAGCAAAUCGGUUCUAGGUAUUUCUACAUCGAUAGCAGUAGUAAAUACACUUGGGAAGAAGCCGUAAGUGCCUGCCGCGAUUUGGGUGGCUGUAUAGCCGCCAUUAAAGAUCAAGAGGAAUUGGAUGCCAUCGCAGAGGAACUCGAUGCCAAGCGAUAUUGGUUAGGCAUAAAUGAUCGGACCAGAUGGGGCGACUACGUAUCCGAGGCAUCUGGAAAGAAAGCCUUUUUGAAGUGGCAACGGGCAGAACCCAACAACGAGGGCAACAAUGAGCGCUGCAUUGAACUUUUAAACGCCGAAAUGAACGAUUUGCCGUGCUCCUAUAAGUUGAACAUAAUUUGCCAAGCUGACAACAAUGUAUAA
This is a messenger RNA of Drosophila takahashii, 552 nucleotides long. RefSeq names its product C-type lectin 37Db-like. The record is from RefSeq and is a predicted model, not a curated record. Gene Ontology annotation, molecular function: signaling receptor activity. NCBI's taxonomy places the organism in Eukaryota, Metazoa, Arthropoda, Insecta, Diptera, Drosophilidae.